Molecule: messenger RNA, 2548 nt
Organism: Oxyura jamaicensis (ruddy duck)
Lineage: Eukaryota; Metazoa; Chordata; Aves; Anseriformes; Anatidae
Gene: KHDRBS1
Product: KH RNA binding domain containing, signal transduction associated 1
Exons: 9
Biological process (GO): regulation of alternative mRNA splicing, via spliceosome
Cellular component (GO): nucleus
Molecular function (GO): poly(A) binding; mRNA binding
Source: RefSeq, a predicted model, not a curated record
CCGUCCAGCGCCGCGGGCACGGCCUCGGCCGCUCAGGGCCCCGCCGCUGCCGCCUCCUCCGCCGCCGCCCCCACCCCGCUUCUGCCCGGGGCCGGCGGGAAGCUGGAGCCCGAGAACAAGUACCUGCCCGAGCUGAUGGCCGAGAAGGACAGCCUCGACCCGUCCUUCACGCACGCCAUGCAGCUCCUCACCGCAGAAAUUGAAAAAAUUCAGAAGGGUGAAACAACAAAGAAGGAUGAGGAAGAGAACUACCUGGAUUUAUUUUCUCACAAGAAUAUGAAACUGAAAGAACGAGUUCUGAUACCUGUCAAACAGUACCCCAAGUUCAAUUUUGUUGGAAAGAUUUUGGGACCUCAAGGCAACACCAUCAAGAGACUUCAGGAAGAAACUGGUGCGAAGAUAUCCGUGCUUGGGAAGGGCUCAAUGCGAGAUAAAGCAAAGGAGGAAGAACUACGUAAAGGGGGAGAUCCUAAAUAUGCUCAUCUAAAUAUGGAUUUGCAUGUUUUCAUUGAAGUUUUUGGACCCCCUUGUGAAGCGUAUGCUCUGAUGGCUCAUGCCAUGGAAGAAGUCAAGAAGUUCCUUGUCCCAGAUAUGAUGGAUGAUAUCUGUCAGGAGCAAUUCUUGGAGCUCUCCUAUCUGAACGGUGUACCAGAGCCAACUCGUGGCCGAGGAGUCCCUGUGCGGGGAAGAGGAGCAGCUCCGCCACCACCUCCACCUGUUCCAAGGGGCCGUGGUGUUGGGCCUCCUCCUCCUCCUCCUCGGGGGGCCCUGGUGCGAGGAGCCCCGGUGCGGGGUGCCAUUGCCAGAGGAGCUGCCGUAGCCCGCGGAGUGCCUCCUCCCCCGGCAGUACGGGGGGCUCCUGCACCCAGAGCACGUGCAGCCGGCAUUCAGAGGAUACCGCUUCCUCCUCCUCCCGCACCAGAAACCUACGAGGAAUAUGGCUAUGAUGAUGCAUACGCAGACCAGAGCUAUGAGGGUUACGAAGGGUACUACAGCCAGGGCCAAGGGGACACAGAAUACUAUGAUUAUGGACACGGGGAGGCACAGGAAACCUAUGAAGCUUAUGGCCAAGAUGACUGGAAUGGAACAAGGCCCUCCCUGAAGGCCCCGCCAGCUAGGCCGGUGAAGGGGGCCUACAGAGAGCACCCAUACGGACGUUACUAAAAACAAACAUGAGGGAAAAAUAUCAGUUAUGAGCAAACAGUUGUUACUGAUUCUUGUAUCUCCCAGGAUUCCCGUUGCUUUACCCACACCAGACAAGUAAUUGUCUAACUGUUUUUCUUCGUGGCCCUUUUUCUCCCACUCCAUCCUCACCCUGCAUUCUGGCUUCUGUACGUAGUAUUUUAAAAUGAGUUAAAAUAGACUUAGAGGACCGACUUUAAUUUUUUUUAAGUGUGUAGAUUGCUUCUCUUUCUUUGUUGUUUAGAUAACACAACUGUACCUUUUUUAAUAAAAAAAAAAAAGUUGAGUUAAAAAUGUUAGUUUCUAAAGUGACAUGCUUGCUUAGCAGUUAUGAAAUUAAGGUUUUGUUAACCUUUUAAGUUCGGUUUUAAGGAACCCAUAAAAGUUGUAGUUGCAGAAUCCCAAAGUAGGCUACAUUUCAAAAUUCAGGGCUGUUUUUAAGAAUUAAAAUCAUAAUGUAACGGUAGUAGUUGCCACCGUUUAAAAGUAACCUCAGAUGUCAAACUUUACUUAAAAGCAGAUUGCUGGUGAAUCUUAAGUUUAAAUUUUAAUACGAAGGAUCCUCAAGCAAAUUAAAUAGCAUUUUUUAAAGGUGAUUGACUUAAAAGAAAAAAUUAGGUUUGUAAAAUUGACUUUCCUUAUGUGGGUUUUGAAAUCUAGCCCCGAACAUGCGGUGUUGAGAGAUGCUUGGGAAGCAGAUUUUCCAGUGUAAAAGGGGUUCUUAGCUUGGUUCGAUAUGAAGAACUUUUAAAAGGAAAACAAAUUAAAGCAUGGCUCUAAUUGCCCGGUGUUUGAUAUUAGAAAACAGAGUACUAAGUGAGUAGGUUUGAACUCUGUAAAGUUACAGUCUUCUCAUGUUUAUAGGGUUUGGGGCAGAUAGUACAGUGCAAGUUUAAAACCGACAAAACUGUCGGUAUUAGCAAUCCCAUUGACUUGUUCAAGUGUAUCUCAACACUAGCUUUGCAUAAAAAGGGACACUGCAGCUGAAAAAAUGAGGAAAAAUUUCACGUUGUACAUAGGUUAAAGUCCUAAUUGGAUUUGUACACUGUCCUCCCAACUCUGUUCUUGAAGAUUAAAUGCUACAUGUGUAAGUCUGCCUAAAUAGGUAGCUAAAACUUGUCAAAAUGUCUGCCGCAGUUUGUCAAUAAAGUUUAGUCCUUUUUUAAUCAAAGUAAAUGUGAUGAAUUGUCAUUUUUUUGUUGAGCAGUAAAAUAGCUAUUAUUUUUUCAAAUAAUUUUAAAUUAAUGCUAAAGCUAAUUGUCUUUUUAAAAUAUGGAGACAUUCUAAAAAUGGUGUUUUUUUGCAAUUCUUACAAAAAGUUUAUCGAGCUCACUGAAUGAGCUUAAUUUAAAAAAGAAGGAAAAGA